This is a messenger RNA of Closterium sp. Naga37s-1, 798 nucleotides long. Lineage: Eukaryota; Viridiplantae; Streptophyta; Zygnematophyceae; Desmidiales; Closteriaceae. The record is from the annotation of a GenBank genome assembly.
AUGGCGAAUAGGAAUAGCGUUGAAAUAGGAGGUAAUGAAAGGAAGAAAGAAGGCUCUGAGAAGCCGUACGUGACGCUAGAAGCAACUUCAACCAUAGCCGUGGGAGUGAAACCGCAUGAGGAGGAACGAGUAAAGGAAGACACAGAGAAGGACGAAGUGACGGACGGAGAGGACAAUAACCCUUUUUCCCUCGUGGAAUUGGUGCCGCUGCUGAUGGAGAGGGCUGCCGAAGCCUUCACCAAGGUGGUUACGUCUCGAGCAGGCGGGCUGAUCGUCCUCAACGUCGUCACCAUGCUCUACGCUACCAACACCACCAUUGUCAAGGGAGCAGAGGAAGCCGCAGGAGGGCCGCUGCAGUUCUGUCUGGGUCGCUUCGCCAUCGCGGCACUCGCGCUCUCUCCGCUGCUCCCGGCCGCCCUCUCCAACCCCGCCGUCCGCCGCUGCGGCAUCGAAAUGGGCCUCUGGACGUCGCUGGCAUAUCUCUCCCAGGCCUUUGCGCUCAUCACCACUGGCGCUGGGCGCGUUUCCUUCAUAAGCACCUUCACUAUGAUAGAGGUGCCGCUGGUGGCGGGUCUGCUGGGGGCGCGCAUCCCUCCCCUCGUGUGGGCUGCCACUGCCUCCGCCGUUGCUGGCGUUCUCCUCCUCGAAGCCAACUCAGAAGCCUCCACGCUGGUGGGGGAUGGCCUGGCGCUGGUGAGCGCCGUGGCAUUCGGGCUGCUCAUGGUGCGCUCGGAACACUUUGCCAAGACUGUGCCCGCCACAGCAAGUCUUGACCUCAUCGCCCUGCAGGUGAAGUGA